Messenger RNA from Dictyostelium purpureum, 553 nucleotides. RefSeq lists its product as uncharacterized. Bases 99 to 413 code for a protein of 104 amino acids. NCBI's taxonomy places the organism in Eukaryota, Evosea, Eumycetozoa, Dictyosteliales, Dictyosteliaceae. The transcript is spliced from 2 exons. The record is from RefSeq and is a predicted model, not a curated record.
AAAUUAUAAUUUUAUUGUAAAUAAUAACAACAAUAACAUUUUUUCUAACUAAAAACUAUAAAUCUUUUUUUUUUUUCCUCCACUAAAUAAUUCCAAAAAUGACUUUUGUUAAAGGUGUAUGUUACGAUCCACAAAGAGCCAAAGAAUCUGUUUUAAAAACCAAAGACCUCUUAAAUGAUAUUGAAGGUAUCAUUAAAAAGGACAAUCCCUCCAAAGAGGAAGUUUUCGAUGCUUAUAAAUUAUAUGAAAGUUUACCAAUUACUUUCCAAAUCAAUUGGGCUGUAGCAGGCGAAGAUGCAAGUGAAAAUCAAAAAAUUGCUGAUUUUUGUAGAGAUAAAUUAAAUGAAUUAAAUCAUGUCCAUGGAUUCACUCAUGCUAAAAUUCCAAGAGCUUUCAACGCUGACAACUAUUAAAAACAAAUAAUUCUUUAAAAUAGAAAUUAUUGUAAAUAAUAUAAUACCCUAUCCCAAUUUUGUAAAUAGAUAAAAAAUAAAAUAAAAACUUCAAAAAAAUAGAAAAACCUUAAAAAAUAAAAUAAAAGCUUAAAAAAUAU